Molecule: messenger RNA, 1415 nt
Organism: Nelumbo nucifera (sacred lotus)
Lineage: Eukaryota; Viridiplantae; Streptophyta; Magnoliopsida; Proteales; Nelumbonaceae
Product: gibberellin 2-beta-dioxygenase 2-like
Source: RefSeq, a predicted model, not a curated record
CUCAACCCCACCACCUUCUCUUUUAAAUAACACAGCAGACUACUCUCCAAUUCGCAUUUGCUCUCUCUCUCUCUCUCCUUUCUUUUUCUCAAUCUCUUGUUCAAGUAAGAAGCAAAAUAUGGUGGUGGCGUCUGCUACCACAAUUCGAAAUGAAAGGAUGCGAGCCGUGGGAGUUCCAGUUAUCGAUCUCUCUCGCAAGCGGUCACAAGUGAUGGAGCUCAUCCUAAAAGCCUGUGAAGACUAUGGGUUCUUCAAGGUGAUCAAUCAUGGCGUCCCCAAGGACGUUGUUGCAAGAAUGGAGGAAGAAGGCUUCCACUUCUUUGCAAAACCAGCCUCCGAGAAACAGAAAGCCGGUCCACCCAGCCCUUUUGGAUAUGGCAGCAAGAACAUUGGCUUCAAUGGCGACAUGGGUGAAGUAGAGUAUCUCCUCCUCCAUUCUAAUCCUCUCUCCAUUUCUCAAGCCUCCAAUGCUAUCUCCACUGACCCAACCAAGUUCAGCUGUGCUGUGAAUGAAUACAUAGAAGCAGUUAGGGAUCUGGCAUGUGAGAUUCUGGAUCUGAUAGCAGAAGUCCUGAGGAUCCCUGACAAGUCAGCCUUGAGUUCCCUCAUCAGAGACGUUGAUAGUGACUCACUCCUCAGGCUCAAUCACUAUCCACCACCUGGCAGUGGCAUUGACUGCCAUGACUGCAACUCAUCGCUCCCUCGUCACCAGAAUAGGGUCGGCUUCGGCGAGCAUACCGACCCUCAGAUUUUGACCCUCUUACGAUCCAAUGAAGUCGAGGGCUUGCAGAUAUCUUUGGGUGGUGAAGUGUGGGUCCCCGUCCCUCCUGACCCCACCUCUUUCUGCAUCAACGUCGGAGAUGCUUUGCAGGCGAUGACGAAUGGGAGGUUUGUGAGCGUGAGACACAGGGCAAUGGCUAACUCGUUCAAGUCACGGUUGUCGAUGAUCUUCUUUGGGGCUCCACCGCUGCAUGCAUGGAUCUCUCCUCUUUCAGAAAUGGUUACACCCCAGAAGCCUCGCCUUUACAGACCAUUCACCUGGGCCGAGUACAAGAAAGUUACAUAUUCUCUUCGAUUGGGCGCCACUCGUCUUGACUUCUUUAGGACGACGACCCCUUCCCCUUCUGAUGAUGACGAUGAGGAGCAGGACACUGCUUCUGCUUGAACCACAUCAAUAUCAAUCAACUCUCCUCAUUCUUCUCUGUUAAUUUUAUGGCCGGCCGGAGAUGGAGAUGCAUGCAUGUUGUACUGUAAGCAUGCAUUCUUGGGGAAGAUUUUUUACUUUUGUUUCUUCCCCAGAUUUUUUUUUUUCUUCCUUUUCUUUUUCUUUCAUUUAAUUAUUGGAAGAGAGGUCGGGGAGAUGCCAGUGUUACCAAGGUAUAGAAAUGAAAAGACAAGUUAGUGGGUAUAUUCUA